UUGGCAUCAUACGGAUUUUGUCCUUAUUUAAGGAAAUAUUUUGUAAACGUCAAAAUCAACUGUGAUAUUUAAUAAUGUUGUGUCGAAAAUCAGUAAAGCAGUUGUUGUGAAUCGGCAAAAAGAAUAUAAAAACGUAUACGUUUCUUGUUUACAUGAUCUGAUAUGUCAUAAUCAACAACCAUGUGUUGAUAUCUUCAACUUCAAAAUAUCACAUAAAGUCUGAACUUGUUUACACUAGUUACCUAUACACUGCAAGGCAUUUGUGAACAUGGGAUUCCUUGACAAGUUGGCCAAAUUUCUUGGCCUCAGAAACGAAGAGGCAAACAUCCUUGUUGUUGGGCUAGACAAUAGUGGUAAAACAACCAUACUGAAUCAAUUAAAGAGUGAAGAUACUCGUGCUAUGGACAUUGUACCCACUAUUGGCUUUUCAGUUGAGAAGUUCAAAUCAAAGUCAUUGACUAUUACAGCUUUUGAUAUGUCAGGACAAGGUCGCUACCGUACGCUCUGGGAGCAGUAUUACAGAGAUUGCCAAGGCAUCAUAUUUGUGGUAGACAGCAGUGACAAGAUACGGAUGGUGGUUGCACGAGAUGAAUUGGACAGUCUUAUAAAACAUCCAGAACUUGCAAUCAAACGGGUUCCUGUUCUCUUCUUUGCCAACAAGAUGGAUCUAAGAGAUGCAGUAUCCAGUGUCAAGGUUUCCAGUUUAAUGGGUCUAGAAGAUAUCCGUGACAAGCCCUGGCAUAUAUGUGCUAGUAAUGGACUAACUGGUGAAGGUUUACAUGAAGGCAUAGAGUGGCUAACAGAGCAGUUGAAAAGCAGCAUAGCCGCCAAGAAAAGAAAAUAAUCCAUAUGUAAACUGACAUUAGUGUUAGAUCUUGAUGGAAAAGUUGAUUUGUUAGAUAAAUAUUAAAGAGGCCUUUUCACAGUUUUUGGCAUGUUUUGAAAUAAGUCAUUAAAUGCUUUAUAUUGAUAAAUGUAAACAUUGGAUCUUAAAAGCUCCAGUAAAAAAUCAAGAAUAAAAUUUAAAAGAAGGAAAAAAAAAGUAGCCGCAGCUGGACUCGAACCAGUGACCCCAUGAGUCCUGGAGUAAGCUGGAGUAAAAACGCAUUAGCCUGCUCGGCUGUUCUGCCAAUCAUACUUGGUUAAAGUAUUUUAUGCAUUAUAUGAGCAAUCUUCGUAGUUUCACAAAUUAUAACGACAACAACAGAACUCUCCAAAUAAUUAAUGCGUUUCGCGUUGCAACGCUUUAUAAUUUUCGGGAUUUUAAAUCGUCAAAAAUGCAUAUAAUGGCUAUUUUAGAGCAUGGUAAAUGUUCAGUAUUACUGUUUCCUCACAAAUAUCAUAACUAAAACGAAAAUUUGCGAUUCUGAAACAACUUUUUUCAAUUUCGUCAAUUUACCCAAACGUGAAAAGGCCCCUUUAAAUACAGUGGCAGAGUGUAAAAUGUAUUUUCAUUUACACAUAAAACAUAUCAUAUUAAAUUUGUUUAAUGCCUUGUCACAAAAUAACUUCUUAAGUGUCAUCUUCAUUCUUUGAACAGGUUUAGUUUUUUAACAUUAGUAUUUUUCAAUUAAUGCAAUACCUGAGAAUCGAACACAUGCAUAAAUCAAAUCUAAAUUUAAUUUUUACUCAGUGGUUGAAAUUCUUACUUGUAAAACUUAAAUCAUGUAAAUUUGGGAAGAAUAGAAUCAAUACAUUGUAAAAUUGAACUGAACCUUGCACAAGAUUUGAAUUAGAGUGGUUACCCCCAAGAAAGCCAUUACUUAAUUGUUUCAUUAAAUCUUUCUUGUUAAAACAUUCACACACUCUCAGAUGUGUAUGAAAUACCUACUUAUAAGUAUAUUAUGGUUAUGAAUCCUAAAUUAUAUACCAGAUGUCUGGUCUUCUGGAUGUCAAAGAUUUUAACUUUUCCAUCUGUAUUAUUGGAAUUAUUCAAAUAUAAACUUAGAAAAAUGUAUGAAUUUACCCUUUUUCCCUUUGUGAUGAAUCAGUUAGAGUGUUAGUAGAAUACAUUGACCAGCCAGCAUCCCAUUGAUGUUGUAACUUGCAUGGUUGUUAAUUAUGGAAGUUCUUGUGAAAAUGAUUCCUAGUAAGUGUUGAAUUUCAAUUAAACUGUAUAAUAGAA
Messenger RNA from Dreissena polymorpha, 2125 nucleotides. Its product is annotated as ADP-ribosylation factor-like protein 6. Gene Ontology annotation, molecular function: GTPase activity; GTP binding. The record is from RefSeq and is a predicted model, not a curated record. Bases 269 to 844 code for a protein of 191 amino acids. Gene Ontology annotation, cellular component: axoneme; cytoplasm. Gene Ontology annotation, biological process: intracellular protein transport; vesicle-mediated transport; cilium assembly. The transcript has a single exon. NCBI's taxonomy places the organism in Eukaryota, Metazoa, Mollusca, Bivalvia, Myida, Dreissenidae.